UGACCGUUCCAAGCAACGAAAGGAGUAAAGCAUGGCCGAAGGUAGUGUGGCUACUCUGCGAUGGCAAUGCAAAUAUUCUCUCCAUCGAUCAUCCUAUCGUAUACGCAAAUGCCAGCUGUGUAAGAGAUCCACGACUUGCAAAUGGAGGCGUUCGUUCGUUGGGAUGUUUGAGGCUAUCCUAUUAAAGACAAUUGCGUAACUGACUGAUCAUUUACUGCCGAUGUGACCUGCUAUUGCCUGCCCACAACUCAUCCAGCGUCUAAUCCCAAAUUCCCAACAGAAACCACAUAUUUUUCUACUUCCUAUAUACCCCCAGCCCCAUCGGAAUCUCCAUCUUUCUUACAGUAGCAGUACCCAUGCUCUCCGUAUGCUUCACCCUCCACCCCCAUCUCCAUCGUCUUCUCUACCCUCCCCGCGCCGCCACAACCAGCCCUGAACCGGUCGUAUUUCCGGCACUGCGGAGAAGAAGAUGGAGCGCAGUGUCGCCAUUGUACUCAUCGAGGCAGCCUAAUCGCAUCACCCACAUGGAGGAUUUCCGGCCUGACCCCGCCCUCAUCAACGAUGAUCUCAAGCCCACGGCGGCCGACCAGCGGACGCUGUCCGGGACAGAAAUGGCUAGUUUGUGGGUGGGGCUUGUGGUGGGCGUGCCGGCGUAUUACCUCGCUGGGAGCUUGGUUGAUUUAGGGAUGGCGUGGUGGCAGGGAACUGCCAUAGUCUUCACGGCCAAUUUGAUCCUGCUGCUGCCAUUAGUUCUGACAGGGCAUCCUGGCACACGGUACGGAAUCUCUUUCCCUGUCCUGGCUCGAUCCUCCUUUGGAAUCAGGGGCGCCCACAUUGCCACGCUUCUCAGAGCAUUGGUUGGCUGUGGUUGGUAUGGGAUUGAAACCUGGAUUGGUGGCGAGGCUAUUUUCCUCCUCCUGCCUGGAUUUGUUAAAGCAUCAAGCCUUGCUAAGCCUGUGGCCUGGCUGGGAACUUCCCCUCUUGAAUUUGCUUGUUUCAUUGUAUUCUGGUUUGCUCAGCUGGGAGCUGUGUGGAAAGGAAUGGAUGGAAUCAGGCAGCUUGAAAAAUAUGCUGCCCCACUUCUGAUGGUCCUCACAGGUUGUCUUCUGGUUUGGUCAUAUGUUAGGGCAGGUGGAUUUGGCCACUUGUUCGCAUUAUCUUCCAGGCUCUCCAGCUCAGAAUUCUGGGCUCUGUUCUUCCCUUCGUUGACAGCAAACAUUAGUUUCUGGGCCACUCUUGCUCUCAACAUCCCUGAUUUCACCCGCUAUGCCAAGAGUCAGAAGGAUCAGAUCAUUGGGCAAGCAGGGCUACCAGUGUUCAUGGGUGCAUUUACAUUGGCAGGCCUGGUGGUAACUUCCUCGACUAAAGUCAUUUUUGGGACCCUGAUUUCCAGCCCUGUUCAGCUCCUGGGGAGAAUUGGUGGAGUUUGGACGAAAAUCUUGUCCAUAUUUGGGAUAACUCUGGCUGUCAUCACCACCAACAUUGCUGCCAAUGUGGUGGCGCCGGCAAAUGCCCUGGUGAACCUCAGCCCUUCGAAGUUCACUUUCCGAAGAGGGGCGCUGUUGACGGCAUUGAUUGGGAUCGCAUGCCAGCCAUGGAGGCUUCUUCAGUCCAGCGAAAGCUUCGUGUACACUUGGCUGGUUGGGAACUCGGCAUUGAUGGGGCCGAUUGGAGGCAUAGUUUUGUCGGAUUAUUAUCUAGUUCGGAACACUAAUUUGAGCAUGAAUGAUCUGUACACAGGGAGUCCUGGAGGGGCUUACUACUAUUGUGGUGGAUACAAUUUGGCAGCAAUUGGGGCCUUGGUGUUAGGGGUAUUGCCUGUGGUUCCAGGGUUCUUGCACAAGGUAGGGAUUUUGGGCAGUGUCCCUAAUGCAUUCACAAUUAUUUACAACAAUACAUGGUUCUUUAGCUUCAUCUUGUCAGGGGCUUUGUACUGGGCAUUUUCAUCAGUGCAAAGCCAGAGGGAUGAUGAUGAUGAUGAUCACCACCACCACACAGAUCCCCUCCUGCCAAAUUCCUCAUCUUAGUUUUUGUUUGUCCCUUCCACCCUAUGCUUCUGUGUUUUUGUUAUCUUUUUGGUUCUUUCAUUUGGCUUAGGGGAAAACAUGUGUUGUAUACAGUUCACAGAGAAAUAAUUUUUUAUGUAUAAUAAUUUAACAAUGAAAUAUAUAUUGGAUCAUCUAUUA
Andrographis paniculata is the source of this 2186-nucleotide messenger RNA. Its product is annotated as purine-uracil permease NCS1. Lineage: Eukaryota; Viridiplantae; Streptophyta; Magnoliopsida; Lamiales; Acanthaceae. Gene Ontology annotation, molecular function: nucleobase transmembrane transporter activity. Gene Ontology annotation, biological process: transmembrane transport; nucleobase transport. The coding region runs from base 357 to 2027 and encodes 556 amino acids. The transcript has 2 exons. The record is from RefSeq and is a predicted model, not a curated record. Gene Ontology annotation, cellular component: plasma membrane.